Notodromas monacha is the source of this 3591-nucleotide messenger RNA. Lineage: Eukaryota; Metazoa; Arthropoda; Ostracoda; Podocopida; Cyprididae. The record is from the annotation of a GenBank genome assembly.
UUCUCCGUGGGGAUUACGGUGUGUGGGACGAUCCCAGGAAUCUGAUCCACUCACGAAAACUUUUGUUGAGCUUGUCUUUGAAUUAGCUGCUGCUGGAGCUCAGAUCGAUUUUCACUUCCUGGGUUAUCCAGAAAGAUGGAUCCUGUGGCUUCUUUUCAACCAUUCGUGAAGGAAUUGAUAUCUUAGGUCAUGUUUUGGUGGAAGCUCAGUUCCCUAGAUAUACUGAAGUCACUCGAUUUGAGAAGCCCCUCAGUUACUUUUCUUUGCUGAUCAUUUUUUGGUUCUUUACCUCUGCUAAUCAAGGGAUGAAUUGGAUCCAGUCAAUCAAAUCUAGUAGUAAUGACCACGAAACUAACUUCUUCGAGCAGCAAAGACAUCAGAAAAGGCUCGAACAAUGUCAGCAAGGGCCUUCUCAACGGAAGGAGAAAACUCUUUCGCCCUACUCCCUGUUUGGAGGGGAGAACAGUCCAUCAUAUCUUUCACGUGGAGGCGUAACCCUGUCGGAACGAGGUCGUCGUCAGCCAGUAAUCUUCAGAAGUCCAAAUGUUGAACAAAACGCGAGUUCACCUUCUGUCAGCAAUUCGGAUGGAGGUUGUAUGUACGGAGGUUUGUCGCCAAUGUUGCUACCAAAGGUUUCGCGGUCUCCGAUUGAAGAAGUUACGAAGAAAGCACGAAAGAAAGCCAUUUUUUGCCGUGAAACACCUUUCAUGAAACCAGUGCCUAAUGUGAAAUUGAACGGAUUACCUGAUGUCACCGUGCCUGAGACCCCAGAAAGUGUUCUUCCCAUUAAACGGAUCAGAAGAAAUCCUUGGAGGCGUGAACAAAUUCUGAAAGACGACGAAGGGAUCCCGGAGCCAUUCGAUACCUAUGAACAAGAUCUGCGGAAAUUUUUGCCGGAUGUUACUGAUCUUCUUUACGAGCACAAGAAUACAAUUUAUGUUCACAAGGAUCAUCUGUUCACGCUUCUACCGACGUAUAUGUCAUCGGGUGCUUAUCACGACCAGGUCCGGAGGAAUUUUGAAGAGCAUGGGAGGGAAUGCCGUUUCCGUCUUGGAGGAGGGUUCUUCCUGACUGCGGAAGACGAACUCGAUGCGGGUAAACUGGUAAAUCAUCUGCACUGUGUUCCGGUGUCACAAUCGGUGAACUUGACGCGGCAAACUUCGAUUCCUAAAGAAGUUGGCUCUGGAAAGAACCUACUGGAAAAACUGGCUAGUGUACGUGAGCAGAGAUCCAGUUCUGUGGAAAGCAUGCCCCCAUCUGAUCUGAGUUCUGACGUCAGUGGGCCCAGAUCAGGUCACCACCAAGGUUCAACAAAAAAGGUGGAAGUGGGCGUUCAGACCACACCAGAGUUGAAUUCAAAUCGAAAUAAGGAUGGUUGCGUUUGUGAAGGAUCCAUUCACAGGAUUCUUUUCGACACGAUCGAAGUGCUGAAUUCCCAAUUGAAGGAUAAAUCGGAGCGUGACAAACAAGUAUCCAGCACUCUUUUUCGUUUGUUGGAAACGCAUCAGACCCAUGAUCAAUACGUUCUCAAGUCGCUCAUCUUGCUUUCGGACCUCGUUCGGGAUUUACCAGCGAAGCUGAAUGCAAUUUUGGGUGCAGCAGUUGAUCCGUCAUCCCUGUGUGAAGUUGGGUUGACUUCCCAAGCCAGUGAUUGUGAAAAUUUUUCCCGUGUUCGCGAAAGGGAAAACUUGGAGUCAAAGUUGAAGAAAGCUCGGUCUGCGUGAAAUAUGUUGGUGGCUGUCUGGAACUUUUGUUUUGUUUUUCUAUAUGUAGUACUCAACUUGUUUUAUUUUCACUGAAUUUAAGAAGUGUAAUGCACAACUUCUACAGGUCUUGACGGGAGCCGGUGGAUUGAGAAGACAAAAGAUUACGAAAGAAGAAAAACUUCAAGAAAGAUUAAAUAAUAAACUUUCCUUCUAUUCGUACGCUGGAAAAUUUGCUGCAAUACUGUUCUCUCUUUUUUAUGAUUCUAUAUACUGUAAUUCCUUUUUGUGUAUCAGUCGUGGCAUCGGCAAAUUCAUUGCUUGUACUUGACAGGUUUGCACCAAAGCUAAAAACGAGACUCACAGAUGAAUGACGAGAAAAUUCUGCUUUGAUAGUGCUGGUAUACUGUCCAAGUGUCAAGUUUUUGGUUUGUAAACAGACCGGUUUGUGAAAACAAUUCCAAAAAACAGGGAAAACCUUCCAUACGCAAAAACGUGACCCUCGUAUGUUUUUAUGCACAUUUUUUCCUCGUUCCAUUCGAAAUGGAAUUUUCGUGGUUUCCGGGCUACAAUGUGAUUGUAUUUCUAAGAAAAAUGUGUUAUCUUGAUUUUUCGAAAAGCAGCCCGAAUCGUUUUGUAUGAUUUGUAAUCGAGGCUUUCUUCAAUUCAUCAAAACGUUAUCCGUGAGAUGCCCUGUGUUUUUAUAUAAAAGCUAAAUUUAAUUUUUAGAAUUCUUGGUUCGAUGUGAAGUCGAACUGGAUUCAAAAAGUGGUAUAUUUUUUUUCGAAUUAUGGCUGUUUUGAUCGCUUUAUAUGUGUUGCGGAUGGGAAAAACGGGGUCCGAAUUCGUUUAUGAACGUGUACGAUCGGGCAGAGAAUAUUCGGGAGCUUUUCUGUUUGUGAUGAUGAUGUUCCUAACCUCUGGCAAGUUAAUUGCUAGAUAGUUCAUACAGCAUCUGAAUGGUUUUUUUUUUGUGGACCAAGUAUGUCGUGCCUCACGCAACUCUCCGUCUUCUGUUUUUCGUAAUUUGAUGAAAAAAGAGCUUUUGAUGUUGAAAAAUUCCGGGUGUUCGACGGGAGUAAUACCGAAGUUGUGACGAAGAAAUACGCGGGUGUUAUUUUUUUUUUUGAUUGAUAACUAACUGGUUUACCGUAUCCACUGUGUCGUACCCAAAAUUCGCGUGAAUACAAUUUUUGGAUGUGAUUUGUGCUUCGUGAAAUUUCCUGGUACAGAGGUUGAACCACUUUUCUCAGCUCUUGUGUAUUUCCAUGUGAGCCGGACUCUUCAGCGUAAAUGAGUGUUUCUUUUUGGUGCCAUAGUCCAUUGUGUCUAUCUAACACACUUUCGUAGGAACCGUGCAUUACACUUUACCAUAAAUCUGCAUCCCAUGUCUUUCUCUGGGAUUUAACAUCUUUGCCCAGUUCGUUUUUGCGUUAGUCGUAGUGUAAUGUAUUUCUGCUACCCGCGCGUGGUUCGAGAUCCAAUCACCUGAUCUUAAACAAGUUAAACUGUCCGGGAUACUCCAAGCAAUUAGCCAGCCUAAGUGAGGAGAGAUAUUUCAAAUGGUAGGUGAUGGAAAAUACCAGAACCUGAUUUGUUUGUCCCCUUUGUCAUGCGGUCACUUGAACUAGGAUGACUCAGAAGCCACAUUAUCCAAGUCCGGGUUUCUUCAGUUUUUUUUGCACAGUACCAAGAGUGCAGUAACUGAUGUGUUAAUAACGCAGCAGGUUUCGCGUCAUAAAAUGUACUCACAAGGCUUGGAACCGAUCAAAGGAAUGUGGGAACAUCCCCGGAACUCCGAUCUAUUCAAGUGCUUAAAGUGGAUCAACUUGUGCUGUGCCAGGGAGCGGUUGUUAUGCGAUUAAAAAAUUCGUCGUUUAUGAGUGGA